Molecule: messenger RNA, 711 nt
Organism: Miscanthus lutarioriparius
Lineage: Eukaryota; Viridiplantae; Streptophyta; Magnoliopsida; Poales; Poaceae
Source: the annotation of a GenBank genome assembly
AUGACGGUGAAGAGAGCACGUUUGAAGCCACAUGCCACAGACAUCAAGAGGAACCCCCAGGUACAUGAGCUUUACAAAUUGGUUUAUAGACUUCCGGAGAACCUUAGCUGGCUGUUGGCACCACCAGAAGUUCCUAAAAGACCUACCUCAAAGAAGAAAAAACAAAAGGAUGAAAUAGUGACUGGUAACAGCUUUGGUGUGAUCUUGGAGUGGGAGGGAGUUGUUGUGGACGAUGAUGAUCCAGACUUGGAGCCCCGGGUUUGGUAUGUUCUAUCACUUGAAGAGGGAAAGUCUUUCCCUCCAGAUGCAUUGCUGAAGAAAAUUGAGGGAAUGAGAACUGACCAGGCUAUUUCAGAAGUCUUAUGUUGGUCAGAAGAUCCAGCAGAAAUUCAAAGGUUGGCAGCACACAAGGAGGUAAUAUAUCAAACACUCAGAGGCGGAUGCUACCAGCUGCGACCAGGUGUGCUUGAUUUCUUGAACACCCUUGUGGGUUUUGACAUUCCAAUAGCAAUUGCAACUCCUCACUCAAGGAAGAGCCUUGAACAAGGGAUUAAAACUGUUGGUCUGCAAGGCUACUUUGAUGCUAUAAUUGCAUUGGAGGACUUCUGCCUAGGGAAACCUGAUGGUGGGAUGAGGCUUGCUAAUGGUGAGGUUAUUGGUCGCAGGGGUAGAGAAUCUGACAUGGAUAUGGAGAUUGUGAUCGAGGAAUGA